This is a messenger RNA of Diatraea saccharalis (sugarcane borer), 1258 nucleotides long. Lineage: Eukaryota; Metazoa; Arthropoda; Insecta; Lepidoptera; Crambidae. The record is from the annotation of a GenBank genome assembly.
UAUUUCGAGGUUGUUUUGUGGUUGUUGUUCGGGUUUUAUUUUGCUGGAUUAGAUUAGAUUUAGAAAAUGACUAUUUUCUUUAGAAACUUAGUCCAAAACAAUGUCAAAAUAAUUUUAACAAGAAAUAGUGAUUCACAAUUAUUUACUGUAUCAUAUAGAAAUCUAAGCAUUUUGCCUUCCGUUUAUGAUGGCAAAGAGGAUCCUGCCCCGAAAUUCUUUUCAUCAAACGUUCAAGUACUACUAAGGCGUUUAACACGGCCUGACUUCGCCAAAGUUUUUCGGAAAAGAACUAACAGUGGACGAGAUGUACUCAAGACACCAUCUUAUAAAUUUCUAACAGAUGAGGAACUUGAAGCUGAAAUUGCUAAAGCUAACAAAAGAGCUGACAGGCUUCUACAGAUGCCACCUAUUGUGAAAAUACACCAACCAAUUAAUGAAAUAUUGUCUGAAGACCCUGCUUUGAUUGGAUAUGAUAAUGUAAAAUAUUUAUUUACUGACAUAACUUUUGGGGUAGCAAAUGCUCACAGAAUUAUUGUAGAAAGGGAUCCUGAUGGCAUUCUACGCAGUAGUGAUCAUGAUAUUAGAAAGCGAUUGAAUCAGACAUAUUUUCCAAUUAAGGGUCGUAAGCUUCGUGAGCCAAUCAUGUUCACGGACAAAGACAGACUCAAUAGCCUUUUAGAAAGUGAAAAAUACGAGUUUGUGUUGGACAGAGCCUGCAUACAGUACGAACCUGAUGAGCCAUCUUAUCAGAAAAUAACCAGCAUUACAUACCAGCACAUUGAUAUGAACAAAAACUAUGACAUGUUAAGAUCAACAAGGCACUUCGGCCCCAUGGCGUUCUACAUUACCUGGCAUCAGAGCAUAGACAACCUUAUGCUGGAACUCCUUCAGACCAGCGCUGUCAGAGAAGCGGUGCUACUCACAGCGUUACGUCACGAGAUACACGGUGAUCUGGCUAAUGGAGAACAGGUUCAGGCGCUCGUUCAUCAGAUUCUUCCUACCCCAAUACAGCUAUCGAAACCGGACCGCCUCACAGAAGAAGAUAUAGAACUUGACAAUAAAUGUGUAGAAUGUAUAGAGAAAUACAUAGUCGGUAAUUCUGCGAUGAAGAGCCAACAGGAGUUGGCGUUGCAGGGCUUCAGGGAAUAUUACCAACAGAUGAUUGAACUUAGCAGAGGUUUAAAGAAGGCACAUGGUAAUGCGUAAAAAAUAGGUUAGGAAUUAUUUACUUUAUGUAUGAAUAUAGUUAAUAUAAAUC